UUCGUGUUCCCAGCAAAUCCCGCAGUGCAAGUAGAGGAGGAACCGAUCGAGGAGAUGGCGCGUAUGAAGCAGACCGCUCGCAAGUCCACCGGCGGCAAGGCCCCCCGCAAGCAGCUCGCCACCACCAUCGCGGCGAGGAAGUCGGCCCCGACCACUGGCGGCGUGAAGAAGCCCCACCGCUUCAGGCCCGGCACGGUGGCGCUGAGGGAGAUCCGCAAGUAUCAGAAGAGCACGGAUUUGCUCAUCCGCAAGCUGCCGUUCCAGCGUCUGGUGCGGGAGAUCGCGCAGGAUUUCAAGACGGACCUGCGCUUCCAGAGCCAUGCCGUGCUGGCGCUUCAGGAGGCCGCCGAGGCAUACCUCGUCGGGCUCUUCGAGGACACCAAUCUCUGCGCCAUCCAUGCCAAGCGUGUCACUAUCAUGCCCAAGGACAUCCAGCUCGCCCGCCGCAUCCGUGGUGAACGCGCCUAA
Triticum dicoccoides is the source of this 468-nucleotide messenger RNA. Its product is annotated as histone H3.3-like. The coding region runs from base 55 to 468 and encodes 137 amino acids. Gene Ontology annotation, molecular function: structural constituent of chromatin; DNA binding; protein heterodimerization activity. NCBI's taxonomy places the organism in Eukaryota, Viridiplantae, Streptophyta, Magnoliopsida, Poales, Poaceae. The transcript is spliced from 2 exons. Gene Ontology annotation, cellular component: nucleosome. The record is from RefSeq and is a predicted model, not a curated record.